CCCUCCCCUCCGGGAUGUGAAACGCAAGGUUUUGUAACCUUUCCUGGCAAUUUUAGAUUUUGUGUGGGAUUUCCUGUCUAGAAGCAGAUAGGAAGGUUUUAGGCUGUUCCAAGAUGUUUUCUUCCAAUCGUAAACAUAUUUUUAACAUAUUUGAGCCGACAUUAAAAUCACCGCUUUCAUGAAUGAUUUCAGUUUCUUAAAUAAAUACCUGCAUUUUAAAGACGUUUGAUAGUUACCACCGAAAGGUAUAUGUGGUAUCCUCAUUGUGGUGACAUGACUUGUUAUAGCAAGGAGCAGAGCAUAGGCUAUUGCAAUUUUAAUUUCCUGUUUUAGCGUCACAUAGUGUGUGUUCUAUAUUGAGCUGUUGCGGCUGCUGCUGAUGUGGCUUUAUGAAAGUUUUCAGUUUAAAUUCUCAACUGGCAUUUGGCCGAAAACUCCAUCUGAAGACAUGAGCAUCCAAAUGUCAUUUUGUGAUUUGGCUACUGUCUGCUUGACAUAGGAAGGCACUGUCAAGAAAGACUAAUGGAGUGACUAUCAAAAGGAAAUCAAUGGAAAAUCUUAAACUUCUACAACAAGAAGAUUAUAAAGAGGUCCCUCCUGUACCAAGAAAGAUCUGCAGAUCUUUUUCAAUAUUCUUGGAGGUGUGGGGUGAGAACUUGAUCAGUUUGUAUCUACCACCUUGUUCUCUAAAGUUACAAAUUAUAAUACUGUGGUAGAAACAAAUUCAGAUUCAGAUGAUGAGGACAAACUCCAUAUUGUGGAAGAAGAAAGUGUUACAGAUGCAGCCGAUUGUGAAGGAGGUGUGCCAGAAGAUGACCUGCCAACAGACCAGACAGUAUUACCAGGGAGCAGUGAAAGAGAAGGGAGUGCUAAGAGCUGCUGGGAAGAUGAUGCAGGAAAGGAAGGGCAAGAAAUCCUGGGGCCUGAAGCUCAGGCAGAUGAUGCAGGAUGUACAGUAAAAGAUGAUGACUGCGACUCAGAUGCAGAAAAUGAGCAAAACCAUGAUCCUAAUGUUGAAGAGUUCCUGCAACAACAAGACACUGCUGUCAUUUAUCCUGAGGCACCUGAAGAGGACCAGAGGCAGGGCACACCAGAAGCCAGUGGUCAUGAUGAAAAUGGAACACCAGAUGCAUUUUCCCAAUUACUCACCUGCCCGUAUUGUGAUAGAGGCUAUAAACGCUUUACCUCUCUGAAAGAACACAUUAAGUAUCGCCAUGAGAAGAAUGAAGAUAAUUUUAGUUGCUCCCUGUGCAGUUAUACCUUUGCAUACAGAACCCAACUUGAACGUCACAUGACAUCACAUAAGUCAGGAAGAGAUCAAAGACAUGUGACGCAGUCUGGGGGUAAUCGUAAAUUCAAGUGCACUGAAUGUGGAAAAGCUUUUAAAUACAAACACCACCUAAAAGAGCACUUAAGAAUUCACAGUGGAGAGAAGCCAUAUGAAUGCCCAAACUGCAAGAAACGUUUUUCCCAUUCUGGUUCCUAUAGCUCUCAUAUAAGCAGUAAGAAAUGUAUCAGCUUGAUGCCUGUGAAUGGGCGACCAAGAACAGGUCUCAAGACAUCUCAGUGUUCCUCACCAUCUCUUUCGGCAUCACCAGGCAGUCCCACACGACCACAGAUACGGCAAAAAAUAGAGAAUAAACCCCUUCAAGAACAACUUUCAGUAAACCAAAUUAAAACUGAACCUGUGGAUUAUGAGUUCAAACCCAUAGUGGUUGCUUCAGGAAUCAACUGUUCAACCCCUUUACAAAAUGGGGUUUUUAGUGGUGGUGGCCCAUUACAGGCAACCAGUUCUCCUCAGGGUGUGGUGCAAGCUGUUGUUCUGCCAACAGUUGGUUUGGUAUCUCCCAUAAGUAUCAAUUUAAGUGAUAUUCAGAAUGUACUUAAAGUGGCAGUAGAUGGUAAUGUAAUAAGGCAAGUUUUGGAGAAUAAUCAAGCCAAUCUUGCAUCCAAAGAACAAGAAACAAUCAAUGCUUCAUCUAUACAACAAGGUGGCCAUUCUGUUAUUUCAGCCAUCAGUCUUCCUUUGGUUGAUCAAGAUGGAACAACCAAAAUUAUCAUCAACUACAGUCUUGAGCAGCCUAGCCAACUUCAAGUUGUUCCUCAAAAUUUAAAAAAAGAAAAUCCAGUCCCCACAAACAAUUGCAAAAGCGAAAAGUUGCCAGAAGAUCUUACUGUUAAAUCUGAGAAAGAUAAAAGCUUUGAAGGAGGAGUGAAUGAUAGCACUUGUCUUCUGUGUGAUGAUUGUCCAGGUGAUCUUAAUGCACUUCCAGAAUUAAAGCACUAUGACCUAAAGCAGCCAGCUCAGCCUCCACUCCCUGCCCCAGAAGCUGAGAAGCCUGAAUCCUCUGUUUCAUCAGGUACCGGAGAUGGCAGUUUGUCUCCUAGUCAGCCACCUUUGAAGAACCUCCUGUCUCUCCUAAAAGCCUAUUAUGCUUUGAAUGCACAACCAAGUGCAGAAGAGCUCUCAAAAAUUGCUGAUUCUGUAAAUCUACCACUGGAUGUAGUAAAAAAGUGGUUUGAAAAAAUGCAAGCUGGACAGAUUUCAGUGCAGUGUUCUGAACCAUCUUCUCCUGAACCAGGCAAAGUAAAUAUCCUUGCAAAGAAUGAUGAUCUGUCUCAACCCACAAAUGAAAAUGAAUCCCAGGACAGCACAAGUCUACAUAGUCCUCCGAAGAUGACUAAUUCUCCAGUUUUAACAGUAGGAUCAACUGUCAAUGGUUCCAGAAGUAGUACACCAUCCCCAUCACCUCUAAACCUUUCCUCAGCCAGAAAUACACAGGGUUACUCAUACGCAGCAGAGGGCGCACAAGAAGAGCCACAAGUAGAACCUCUUGAUCUUUCACUACCAAAGCAACAGGGAGAAUUAUUGGAAAGGUCAACUAUCACUAGUGUUUACCAGAACAGUGUUUAUUCUGUCCAAGAAGAACCCUUGAACUUGUCUUGUGCAAAAAAGGAGCCACAAAAGGACAAUUGUGUUACAGACUCAGAACCAGUUGUAAAUGUAAUCCCACCAAGUGCCAACCCCAUAAAUAUUGCUAUACCUACAGUCACUGCCCAAUUACCCACAAUCGUGGCCAUUGCUGACCAGAACAGUGUUCCAUGCUUACGAGCACUAGCUGCCAAUAAGCAAACUAUUCUGAUUCCCCAGGUGGCUUAUACAUACUCAGCUACAGUCAGCCCUGCAGUCCAGGAACCAGCCCUGAAAGUGGUCCAGCCAAGUGGAAAUCAGGAUGAAAGGCAAGACACUAGCUCAGAAGGAGUAUCCAAUGUGGAGGAUCAGAAUGACUCUGAUUCUACACCACCCAAAAAGAAAAUGCGGAAGACAGAAAAUGGAAUGUAUGCCUGUGACUUAUGUGAUAAGAUAUUUCAGAAGAGUAGCUCAUUGUUGAGACAUAAAUAUGAACACACAGGUAAAAGACCUCAUGAGUGUGGAAUCUGUAAAAAGGCAUUUAAACACAAACAUCAUUUGAUUGAACACAUGCGAUUGCAUUCUGGAGAAAAGCCCUAUCAAUGUGACAAGUGUGGAAAGCGCUUCUCACACUCGGGAUCUUAUUCUCAACACAUGAAUCACCGCUAUUCAUAUUGCAAGAGAGAAGCAGAAGAACGAGAUGGCGCAGAGCAGGAAGAGGCAGGGCCAGAGGUCCUGACGAAUGAGCACGUUGGCGCUCAGGCAUCUCCCUCACAGGUCGACUCAGAUGAGAGAGAGAGUUUGACAAGAGAAGAGGAUGAAGACAGUGAAAAAGAGGAAGAGGAGGAGGAGGAUAAAGAGAUGGAAGAAUUACAGGAGGAAAAGGAAUGUGAAAAACCCCAGGGAGAUGAGGAAGAGGAGGAGGAGGAAGAAGAGGCAGAAGAAGAAGAGGAAGAAGAAGCAGAGAAUGAGAGAGAGGAAGCAAAAACUGAAGGUCCAGUGAAGGAUGAUGGAGCUGUGAGUCAAGCAAGCAGCUUAGAACAGAAAGUCAGCGAGAACAGCGAGCAAGUAUCUGAAGAAAAAACAAAUGAAGCCUAAUCAUUUUUCUAGAAGGAAAAUAAAUUCUAAUUGGUAAUGAAGUCUGUUCUAUAUUAUCCAUGCUUUUCAUGGAAACACAGUAACCUGUAUACUGUGAUUCCUGUUCACUACUGUGUAAAGUAAAAACUAAAAUCUAAAAAAAAAAA
This is a messenger RNA of Ictidomys tridecemlineatus (thirteen-lined ground squirrel), 4155 nucleotides long. NCBI's taxonomy places the organism in Eukaryota, Metazoa, Chordata, Mammalia, Rodentia, Sciuridae. The record is from RefSeq and is a predicted model, not a curated record.